GGAAAGAGAGGCCGUGCCCGCAAUGUUCUCCGGGAGCGUAGGUCUAGUGUGACGUCACGGUAGCCUAGUUGGGUUAGGUUUUACGCUGGAAAUUCUAACGAAAAAUUUUUGUUUGACGAUUGAUGUUUUCCUCGUCGCAUUCACCGAACCGAGCGACGUAGCGAGCUGACGUAGUGGCGACCGGUGAUCGUGUUUUAUAAAUCGUGCGAUCGCGAAACCCCGCGCUGUCGACGUAUAUGAAAUUUUAAACGGAAAAUGAGUCGACAUGAAGGGGUAAGCUGUGACUCCUGCUUAAAGGGUAAUUUUAGGGGUCGCAGAUACAAGUGCCUCGUAUGCUACGAUUAUGAUUUAUGUGCCAGCUGCUAUGAGGGUGGUGCCAGUACUACACGCCACCUUACUGAUCAUCCUAUGCAGUGUAUUCUCACUAGAUCUGAUUUUGAAUUGUAUUAUGGUGGAGAAGGUGUCAGUGUAGAACAACCUCAAUCUUUAACUUGUCCUUAUUGCACAAGAAUGGGUUUUACUGAAGCUACUUUGCAAGAACAUGUUGCUGCGGAUCAUCCAGACACUUCAUUUGAAGUUGUUUGUCCAGUUUGCGCAGCUUUACCAGGUGGGGAUCCCAAUAAUGUAACAGAUGAUUUUGCUGGUCAUUUGACUUUGGAACAUCGUAGUGGACCAAGAGAUCUCAUUUCUCUCCUGGACGAGCCAGCUUCAAGUCGACAUGGAGUCAGACGAAUACCACACCCAUCCAGAGGUGUAGGAGGGCAACGUCCACGCAGGUCCAACAUGCAUUUCAGUUCGUCUGGAGGCUUAAGUCCCAGUAGUCGAGAGGGUAUAGAUCCAAUCGCAGAAUUGUUAUCGCAAUUGUCGGGGGUUCGUCGAAGUGGUGGUGGUACAGGACAAAGUUCUUCGGCACCGUCUCAACUACAGCAGUUGCAAAUGCAGUUACAGUUGGAACGGCAACAAGUUAGAGCUGCUAGGCAACAGUUGGAACGGUUGCCCAGGAGACAGACACAGGUUAUUGGUUCAGUUAGUGGAGGAGGUGGUACAAGUGGUGGUCACUCUACUACUAUGGCAAGUGUAGUGGCAAACAGUACAAGUAGUAAUAACAAUGCAACCAAUGUGGCCAACUCAUCUAUUGUUUCAUCUACCAACUCACAGAGCUCAAUGUUUCUGUUGCCUAGAUGCAUUACAACUACUCUGUCCGAUUCACAAUUGCAAAAUGUUGAACGCGAGAGUGCAAACAGAAGCCUCUUCGUACGUGAACUUAUUCUUGGGACACUUUCGCAAACAUUGCCAGAUUUGCUACAACAACAAUUGUCCAUUGCACAGACACCAAUAUCAAGUGCAACUACUGCCACGACAAGUCCUGAAACACCAAAUGCAAAUGCUUCCACGAUUCCCACGAAAAAAUUAAAUGUAACUCAAGAAACAAAACGAGAUCAAACAUCAAGUAAACAUGUAACUCCACCGCCUGUGCAGCAACAGCAGCAAUCGCAUAUUGUUCAAGCUGCAACCGGUAGCGUAGGAGCAGGUCUGCAAAAUCAAGGAUUAUCUACAAAUUCUAAUAGUAUCACGUCGCAGAAUCCACCUAUGGUUCAAACGUUGAUGCAUAGUGUAUUACCCCAACCACUGGUACUGCAGCAGCCACUGCCUCCACCAAUUAGGAAUACUGGUACUGGGACCAUCAGAGAACCCAUAGCAAGCCCGGCACCUGCAUACCUGAGAGGUGGAGUGGGUCCGGUUGGUGUUACAGGUCCUUCACGUAGAAAGCCAGUUAGGGCUGUAGAUGGAAGAAACCAAUCUACGGAACCUCCACCCCCGCACUAACCCCUCCUUAGCCUAUACCCAUCCACCCUGAUUCCUCACAGGACCCUCUAGCACUAGUCCUAGCACUGUUUAGAACACCUCAUCAUUAUUGUUAUUAUUAUUAUAAUAUUAUAUAUUAAUAAUUAUUCAAAUGUCCUCUCCUGAUCCUCUUUGCCCUUCUAUUUUCCAAACUCUAAUCUCGUUACCUUUUGCCAUUAUGUGACAUGGAACAAGGGCAAGGGCUAAUUUCAUUGUUGUAUGCAGAAAAUGUAUAUAACUUUUUGCAGUUAUGUUCGGAAUAUGAUUCCUUUGUUUAAUUUUGUUUUGAUUACAGCGAGUCUUGCCACGUUCUUUUAAACCACUACAUGAGUUUAUAGAUAAUCGAAUUUAAUCCAAAUUAAUGGAUCGCUUUUUAAAAGCAACAACAGUAUAUGUUUAACGGUUUCGUAAAUAAUAAAAUAAUGAAUCUUGAAGACAUCAGCGGAAGAAUAUUUGGUAUCCGAUCGGUUUCAAAUUAUAAUACGAUGCGUGUCAUAUUAUUUCAUUGCUUCUUAUAAAGCAGCAAAAAUCAUUUUUGGGUCAAUUAAACACGAUUGACUUUUUUUCGAGUAGUAAUAUGUUACCUAAUAUUUACUCAAAAAGAUACAGUAUAUUUAUAAAAUAUUUAUAAUCAAUAUGCCUGGGUUGGUCCAUGAUACUAAUUUUAUAAUUUAUCAUUUUCCGCUCCUUUCUCCUUACGUAAUUUAUCUGUAACGAGAAAGAAUUUGUGUCAAUAUUAAUAUACUAAUCACUUCAUAUAUUAGGUUGUUCAUUUAGUUAUACACUAUUUCUUUUGCGAUUUUUAAUACUAACUAUAUGUUUAAAUUUAUUGUUACGUCUUACUGUAAACUUGAAAUAAAUUAAUUUAGGUUUCAAUGAAAUUAUAGUUUUCAAUACAAAACACACAAUGUAUUUGGAUAAAUUGUUAAUUAAGUUACAAUCGAUUAAAUUUUCCAUAUAACGUGUGUUAUCGCUAAUAAAAAUUAAUUAAAAUUUAUAUUUGUGAGAGUUAGGAGGCCUGUAAAAAUAGGUUGAUGAUGUUUCUAAUAGAAUCAAGGUUGAGUUUCAUUGACCAGCCCAUUUAAAAAAAAAAAGAAAAAUUAAUGAAAAAGCUUAAAAUCUUUUCGUCAAUUUAAAAGUUAUUCAAUAUCAAAUUGAGAUUAUUAUAAAUGAAUUUUGAAAGAUAUUGCAAUUAAAAAUUAAAUCGGUAUGUAACACAAAUGCACGUGUUUUAUAUAUGUAUAUAUAUUAUAUAUAUAUAUAUAUAUAUAUAUAUAUAUAUAUAUAUAUAUAUAUAUUUAUAAAUAUAAAACGCGUGUGUAUGUAUAUAUCAAAAGUAUAAUAAGGAAGAUUUUAAGCAGUCAACAUAUUUUUCAUUCAUUUGUCGAAUCAUAGUAUUACGUAAGUACAUACAAUCGUUGUGUCAAUAUCGACCCUCCUUCCUUAAAGCAUGCCCUUGUCCUUGAAAUUUUAAUCACUCCAUUUUAAGCUAUACAUCAUAAUGAUAAUAAUGAUAAUGAUAAUUAAGAAUAGUAACGAUAAUAGUACUGUUUGUACGCGUGUGUUAUGUCGGAGCCAAGGGCGUAAAACGAAAUAGAGGCAAUAAUUUAUUGCUUUUUCUAGAGGAAAGACAAAAAAAAACCAAAAGGAUUUUUCAUGAUUAUGUCUAAAAUAUGAGUUCACACAGAAUUAUUCAUGGUAAAAUAAGAAUUUGCAUGGGACAUAUGCAGAUAUAUUCGAUACUCAAAAAAGGAAUAUUAUAAAGAAUAGAAUCAAAGCUCUUAUAAUUGAGCAUCGACUGAUAUGUCGAUAAUUGGCUCCUUCCCCUAGUCUCUACGCAUGUUUUGUUUUCUUCUCUCCUUCUUUUUUUCUUUAAUUUUCUUUUUCCUCUUAUAACUUUUUACUUUGUAAUUAGUUCUUCUUCAUUUCUUCUUUUUUCUUUUUUCAUGUAACUUUAUUUGGGUGUGUAUCUAAAAGAUGUGGAUAAAAGUUAAAAAAAAAAAAAAAAAAAAAAAACAAUGAAAAAAAGAAUGAAAAA
This is a messenger RNA of Vespa crabro (European hornet), 3883 nucleotides long. Its product is annotated as E3 ubiquitin-protein ligase KCMF1-like. Gene Ontology annotation, molecular function: zinc ion binding. The record is from RefSeq and is a predicted model, not a curated record. The transcript is spliced from 8 exons. Bases 256 to 1827 code for a protein of 523 amino acids. Gene Ontology annotation, cellular component: plasma membrane. Lineage: Eukaryota; Metazoa; Arthropoda; Insecta; Hymenoptera; Vespidae. Gene Ontology annotation, biological process: synaptic signaling.